UGUUAGAUCGGGUCUGUGGGGGGGAUAUUGUUAUUAUAAACGAACAACGACUGCUUACCAGCAGCAAAGUGGUAAAAAUCAUGAACGCACGCGCCUUACGAAGUUCCCUGUUCAUUUGUUUUAUCGUCGGUUUCUCCAGGGCCCAGAUUCUAUCAGAAAUAUUGCAUGGGAUCGAGGAUGCAGCAUCCACAUUCACGGAGUCGGUCGCAAACGUGACAUUGCGGGACGAUGACGGUAAUCCUGUUUUGUUAGAUCUUAAUUUGGGUUACCCUGAAACCUUGUCGGAAACUGAACGGGACUUGCCGAACCGUGUGUUCUUCUACCUGUACACGAGGGAUAACAAGAAUGAUUCUCAGCAGUUGUACCCCAAUGACACAACCUCUUUAAAAAGCAGCAAUUUCGAUCCGACAAAAGAAACAAUAUUCCUUAUACACGGAUGGAUGUCCUCUGCCCAAGGCCCCAUGGUUAAAACUGUUCGGGAAGCUUUCAUGGAACAUGGUGACUACAACAUAAUCGCUGUCGACUGGUCAAAAAUAGCGUCGAAGCCGUAUAUUUGGUGCAGUGAUCGAGUAGUGAUGGUCGGUCGUUAUGUCGCCUCCAUGACCGACUUUCUUCAGGUAAAAGGAAUGAAUAUGUCUCGGAUAACCAAUGUGGGUCACUCCCUUGGCGCUCACAUUGCCGGAUUGUCAUCAUAUUAUGCCACAACCUUAGCGCAUUACGUCGUCGGUUUGGAUCCAGCGCUUCCACACUUCGAGACUGCUAAGGAAGGUUCUAGUUUAACUCGUAACGAUGCGAAAUAUGUUAUGAUUAUCCACACGAGCUUGAUCGGUUAUAAAAAUGCGAAUGGCUACAGUGACUUCUAUCCGAACGGUGGUACAUGGCAACCAGGCUGUUUAGCCGAUAUCGCGUGUUCGCAUUUACGUUCGUUUUACUACUUCGCGGAGUCGAUCAACACUAAGAAGGGCUUCUGGUCAAAGAAAUGCAGUUACGAGUUGGAAUUCCGGUUAGGCUUAUGCAACUCAAAUGCCAAUGCCCUUAUGGGAGGCGCCGAACCCGAUUUCAGUGUUGAAGGUAUAUACUACUUGAAGACGGCCAGCGAGGCUCCGUAUGCGUUAGGACGUCAGUAAACUUAAUUUCUUAGUUGUAUCUCCAAAUACAUUUUGACAGAAGUAUGGCUGCCGAUGAAAUUUCGAAUUACUUUUACACAAAUUACUAACAGCUCAACUGCACGAGGAAUUGUCAAACGCUUGCAUUAUUCUUUAAUAAAUGAUGUCUAUGAUAUCCUAUCAUGUUGAACGACCAA
Molecule: messenger RNA, 1303 nt
Organism: Hylaeus volcanicus
Lineage: Eukaryota; Metazoa; Arthropoda; Insecta; Hymenoptera; Colletidae
Product: pancreatic lipase-related protein 2-like
Exons: 4
Coding region: 81-1127 (348 amino acids)
Biological process (GO): lipid metabolic process
Molecular function (GO): lipase activity
Source: RefSeq, a predicted model, not a curated record